This is a messenger RNA of Rodentolepis nana, 606 nucleotides long. Lineage: Eukaryota; Metazoa; Platyhelminthes; Cestoda; Cyclophyllidea; Hymenolepididae. The record is from the annotation of a GenBank genome assembly.
AAAAUUGGAACUUUGGACGUUGAGCUAUUUUAUGAAAAUAAAGAAGGAGUUCUAACAAAUGGAAAAAGUUGUGAUGCUUGGCCGUUCAAUCCACUUUGUGACAUUUACUUCGAGAUAUGCGUAACUGAUGAGGACGGUGUGCUGCGGGAUUCGUCCUGUAAUCUUCACUCCGAAAAAACCAGCCCAGUUCGAAACACAGCCGCUAUCAGUUAUAAGUUUAAAGUAUCAUAUUUCGAAAACAAACUGUUAAAAAUUAGAAUUAAGGCACUGGAUCAUGAUCGCUUUACUGAGGCGGAUGAACUGGGAAAAUUCAUAUUUCAGGUGCAUCCAUACGAUGUGUCAAGUGUACUUCCGACACCACUAGCUGCUGACUCAACUUCGAUUGCCCACCGUUCAACAAAAAUCAGUCGUUCAUUGGAGCAUUCGAUUUACAAGCUCGGCAGUUCAAUUGGUUUGGCACAGUACUUGAGGGCAAUAGUAGUUGGUGUUGGGACCAAGUGGACUGGAUAUUCCAUGGUGGAAGUUGUAAUCUUCCCACAAUCAAACCGAGUGGAGACGUUUUACAUUGGCGGAAAAGACAACUGCCCGUGUGGAGGCCACAAGUAA